This is a messenger RNA of Chara braunii, 1605 nucleotides long. Lineage: Eukaryota; Viridiplantae; Streptophyta; Charophyceae; Charales; Characeae. The record is from the annotation of a GenBank genome assembly.
CGAAAAGGGAAAUUCGUGGUCGGAGGUGGUCCAGUGCUGGUCCUCCAUGUUGAAGACGGACAUCGUAAGGCGCCAACGUCCAAAACGUCCACGAAUGGCCUCGUCUUUUUACCGUUGUCGGGGAUUGGCGGUACGUCCCUGUCGGUUCGUCGGGCGGCCCCACGGCAGUGCCGUGCCGGGCGUCGGACGAUUUCGGGCGGGUCGUGGAGGUGUCGUAGCGUUACCGCGGGCUGCCCAACGGUCGGAAACACGAAUUUCUUUAAGCGUCCACCCCCCGCUGGUGGCUGCAGCAAUUUCGCACGUUGGCGUCUUCCCUCGUGCAACGUGUGUCUCCGGUCGCCGCGAUCGCGACAGCCAAGUGCGUCCCCUCUCCUUCAUGGCUGACCUGUGCCGCAAGCUGCCUUUGUUGCUGCUUGCGGCUGUACUGCUGCUUGCCGUUGUCGUCUUUCAUAUCUGCAUCCUCGGUUGCGUCCCUGGGAGGAAACAGAGGCGGCGAAUGACGAAGGCGAUCGGGAAGAUGGAGAAGGUGCAGACGAAGAGGACGAUGUCCGUAGGGGCUGGCGGGUCGUCACGUCAGCGUUGCAGCUCUGCGGAAGGCGGCAGGCGCUCGAACGACCUGACGCUGUACAGCCACCUGCCGUCCCACAAGAUUCCAUUGCCUCCGAGUGACGACGACAGCGACGAGCCCCGAUCAUCAACUGUUCCUCUGGGCAGCGGUUCGACGAAGGAUUGGAUGGGGAGCCAGCUGUACAGACAACCCUCGACGCCGACGUACACUGAUAUGCUGGAGGGGCGGACCCCGGUUGGUUAUUACGGAGGGCUCGUAGAUCUCAACCUCGGUUUGAGGUCAAGGAGUGGCCAGGACGUCACGCACACCGUUCUCGUGAACCCGGGUUCUGCCAGCAACCACACAGCGCCUUUGAUGGGGCCGUGUGGCCUUCGUGACACCCGUGGUCGGGGUUCAGGUCAGUCUGGCGACGAACGUGGACUCGUUUCGCGAGGGCGGGCAGCAGUGGGCACAGCAGGUGUUCGCGCGGAGGGGACGAGGACACGUGGAUCGACAACGGCAGGUGGCGCAGCCCACCGAGGAGGGGAUAACGCUGACAGCUACGCUCCGGAGGUCGCGGGGCGAGAGGUUUGGGAUGAUUACCGGCGACAAUCGUGUCAAUCUAGCACGUCCGCCAUAACGAGAGGGGUGGUGAAGAUCAAUGUACGGGCGGACGACACACCCGACGAUUACGACGGUGCGGGUGGUGAAGAUUGCUCGGCAGGCGACGGGGGCAAUGACAACAGCGACAACGACGACGGGGAGAUGAAGAUUCGUCCGCUGGGGAAGAAACGGGGAGGGCCCAGGGCGACGAACAAGUCCAGCGAGCCGCGCGCGGGGCGGAGAGGCAAGAAGACUGCGGGAGAUGCGUCGGCAGGCGACGGAGCGAAAAGCAGGGCUUUUUGGACCGUGGAACACAUGAUUGCUCUUGUCAGAGCUAAAAGAGACCAGGAUUGCAUCUUGCUGGCCUCGGCCACAACAUGGGAAGGAUGAAGACGAAGACAUGGAAGUGGGCCGACAUCUAGAGCAGGCUCGUGCAAAUGGGGGUGACGACUAGA